Molecule: messenger RNA, 1671 nt
Organism: Drosophila obscura
Lineage: Eukaryota; Metazoa; Arthropoda; Insecta; Diptera; Drosophilidae
Product: leucine-rich repeat-containing protein 4
Exons: 1
Coding region: 132-1556 (474 amino acids)
Cellular component (GO): extracellular matrix
Molecular function (GO): protein binding
Source: RefSeq, a predicted model, not a curated record
ACGACAGAAAUACUCGGCCAUUUAUUGGAAAAUCGAACGAACGAGCGAGCUUUUUUUCCCUCCCACUGCAGAUAAGAUAGGGAAACUCUAGACAAUUCAGCGAACCGUUCAGUGUGCUAAGAACCUUCAUCAUGGGGAGAAUCGCAAUUAGAAAUACGUGCAGAAGCAGAGCAGGGGUGGCCUGCCUCCUGCUGCUGGUGGCACUGGUGUGUGGGGCCUGUGGGGCGGAGAACAUCGACGCCGAUGAGGUGGAUCGCUUCUGUUAUCCGGACUCCAAGCGCGACUCGCGCCACUCCUGCGAGUGCAACAACGUGAGUGCCGCGCCCUGGGGCAUGCGAGCGCUGCGCAUCGACUGCAGCUACAAGGAAUAUCGGUCCGCGGAUCUCUCGGAGCUGCUGCCCCUCUACAUAGACACGCUCGACCUCGCGUGGAACGCUCUCGACCUGGCGCCAGUCUUCAGCAGCGACAGCCUCCACCAGCUCAAUCUGAUGCACAACAACAUCAGCCAGCUGAGUGGCAACAACUUUGCCAAGUUGAUCAGCCUGCGGGAGCUGUACCUGGGCUGGAACAGCAUUUCCUUGGUGGAGGCGCAAGCCUUCGCCGGUCUGCCCCAUCUGCAGGUGCUCGAUCUGUCGCACAACAAUCUGCACUCGCUGCCAGGGCAGCUGUUUGCCCCCGUGCUGGUGCUCGCCUCGCUGGACCUCUCCUGGAACCGCAAGCUCAACGGGACCGCGCAGCUGCAGCAUGGAGAUCUGUACACGGACCUCGGCAUCAACUGGAAGCUGUCAACUCUGCGCAUGGAUGCCUGCAGCCUGCAAGAGCUCCGGCUGCCUGCGGGUGCUCCCCUCAAGGAGCUCUCGCUGCGGCGCAAUCUCUUCCGGCGUGUGCCUGGCCAGCUGCCGCAGACGCUGCUCCACUUCGACAUCAGCGACAAUCUGCUGGAGCGGCUGCUGCCCGAGGAUACGGCCAAUCUCACACAAGUUCGGCAGCUGUUUGUGGAGGAUAUGUCACUGAUGCAGGGAGUGGCCGCCCAUGCUCUCGUUCCGCUCCAGCUGCUGGAGUCGAUCAGCUUCCAGAACAGCCGGCACAUGAACCACUUUGACGGUGAGGCCUUCGGUGCCCUGCCCAAGAUCCCCUCCCUGCGCACGCUGUCGUUUCGUGGGACUCUUUUGCGCUCUUUUAAUUCCUCGCUUUCGCCGGUUUUUGCACAGCUUACCGAGCUGGAUCUCAACGGUGUCCCGCUUAACUGCGAUUGCGAGUUGGUCUGGCUAAAGAAGCUGUCCAUCGAGACGGGCGGACGCUGCUUACGGCCGUCGCGGAUACGCGGCAUGCUUGUCUCCUCGGCCCGCCGCGAGGCCUUCAGCUGUGACACCUGGCCACGCUGGGCCUACGGCCUGGUUGUGCUCACCCUGAUCGCCCUGUGCGCCGUGGGCAUUUACCUGAUUGUGAUGGGUCUGCGACCGCAUCGAGGCGUCACCAUGCGGCGGAAGGUGGGUGCUGGCAGUCCCUAUGCCCGCGUCACCAUCGAACCCAAUCGCCAGGAGAACUUGAGCUAGACUUGGCUUGGCCUUUGGGGUGGAGCUUGACGUGCCAUGAGGUUUCCAAUUAAGUUUUCUAUGACUGUUUUUUUUCUUUAUUACAACCCAAUAAACAAUUGAAUAUUUAAGUGAA